Messenger RNA from Truncatella angustata, 976 nucleotides. RefSeq lists its product as uncharacterized. Gene Ontology annotation, cellular component: cytoplasm; membrane; mitochondrion. Bases 242 to 760 code for a protein of 172 amino acids. The record is from RefSeq and is a predicted model, not a curated record. Lineage: Eukaryota; Fungi; Ascomycota; Sordariomycetes; Amphisphaeriales; Sporocadaceae. The transcript is spliced from 3 exons.
CCCAAAAAAAAAACCCCCCAUUAUGUUUGGAUUUGGCUCCAGUCGAAAGUUGUCUAUACUGAUUCACACAAGACUCUCUGACCGCCAAGCUACAAGUUACCACCUUGUCUCCACUUAUGAGAUCACACCUGUGACCCGGCGCGCCAAACAUCUCUCUAUUUUCUGACACCGGUUCAGGGACCAGCUAAUUGACUUUCGCACCAAACUCAGUAUACAUUCCUGAAGCGGCCAAAACGGUAAAAUGCUUCGUUGGUACCAAGCAAGGCUGGCCUCCCGGCCACUGCUCACACAGAGCAUAACCACAGCUGUCCUGUUCGCGACAGGAGACAUCACAGCGCAGCAACUUGUGGAGAAGAAGGGCAUCGAGAACCAUGAGCUCGCCCGAACAGGACGCAUGUUCUUGUACGGUGGUGCCGUCUUCGGCCCGGCCGCGACGACCUGGUUCAAGUUCCUGCAGCGCAAGGUCGUGCUGAAGAACAAGAACGCCGAGAUUGUGGCGCGCGUCGCCUGCGACCAGGGCCUCUUCGCGCCGACGUUCAUUGGUAUCUUCCUGUCCAGCAUGGCCGUCAUGGAGGGCGGCUCGCCCAAGGAGAAGCUCGAAAAGAGCUACCUGCCCGCCCUGCAGACAAACUACCUGAUCUGGCCGUUCGUGCAGCUCGUCAAUUUCAAGUUCAUCCCGCUCCACCACCGGGUCCUGUUUGUCAACUUCAUCUCCAUCGGCUGGAACUGCUACUUGAGCUUCUUGAACAGCACUGGCUGAAGGGUUCUUUUGCGCAUUGUGCAAGUUGAUUUGGGACGGUGGGGCAUAGCGUUCUGCUCUCGAGCUUCUUCAGCGUACGGAUAGAUGGCGAGCCCAAGGCGCGAGGCGUUGUAUUCAUGACAGCAGUUACACUCAUCACACGGAUAUCUUGUUUUAUAUUGACAAGUACACAUGCAUACGAAGAUCGAUUGCUAGGGAAGACAGCUUGGGUCAUCU